AUGAACUCUGCACCCAAGGACGAAUUGACGGUAUCCUAUGGAAAUGAUAAAAUGAUGAUGGGCAAUAAUUUCACACUACUGAAAACUAUCAGUAGACCGGAAGUUUCCUACGAAUUUCAGAAAGACGAGUAUUACGCUUUGGUUCUGUUGGACGCAGACCCCUUCAGCGAAAAAUGUCCCUUCGGCGGGGAAUUUCUUAUGUGGUUAAUAGUAAACAUUCGUGACAAAGUGAGGAACGGAGAAGAAAUAGUAGGCUACCAGUGCCCCUUCCCCCUCCCCGGUACCGGUACUCAUCGGUACCCGAUUCUGCUGUACAAACAACCUAAAAAAAUCUCCUUUGAUGAAAGGUCCGAUUCACCCUUCGACAUUGACAGUCGGCUCUUUUUUUCAGUUAAAUCUUUCGCGAAGAAAUAUAAUCUUGACGAUCCGAUCGCUGGAAAUUACUUCACCGUUGGAUUCAAUCUUCCUUUUUUCAACGGAAAUUUCAAUAUUACUGAACUUCUACAAUAG
This is a messenger RNA of Cotesia congregata, 510 nucleotides long. Lineage: Eukaryota; Metazoa; Arthropoda; Insecta; Hymenoptera; Braconidae. The record is from the annotation of a GenBank genome assembly.